CGUUUCGUACGCACUUCCAUUGCCCGCGCGCAACACACGCACCGCUCGUGUGUGCAAGCCCACCACUACCACCACAACCGCGGUAGUAGUCGUCGUAGUAGUAGUAGUGACGAAGACCGCCGUCGCGUACAGUAGUACAGUCUCAUCCGCACCGGCGCCGGUAGUGAACGUGGCGCGCGUGUCUGUUUCCGUAAUAUCGUUGAAUGUAAAAUUUCUUUGACAUUUUUAUACUAUUUUAUUUUUUUUUUUUUUAAGUUUUCCGAUUUCGAUCUAUACGCGAGAUCGCGAGUGUUCCUCACGGUAAAUUAAAAUAUCAUAUCGCCUGUGCCUGGAAUUUUUAUUUUUUAUUUUCGUCAGGACCUUUCCGUAGAUUAUAAAAUAGACAAUCCGUCGUCAUCGCCGUUUGAUAUUUUGACUUUCCCGUAGCCGUCGGAUAACGCGGUAUUGCGUGGGAAUUUCCCGGUAUUUUUCCCGACGGGACAACAUUUGUUGCGUUAAAACAUUAUAUUUUGAACAUCUCAUCGUGUGUGCGUGCGCGUUGGCGACACGCCGAGUGACCGUCGAAAACAACCGGUGGGAUUACGCGGACUAAAAUCACGUUGCCGGGUGCCGCCGAAAUGGUGAACCCGAGCACGGAAUCUAUACUGAACCAGAUGACCAACCUGGCCAUGGACAUCGCCCUGGACUACGUGUUGCCCGCAUCGCCGAUGAGCGACGUGUGCAAGAGCGACUUGUUCGAGUUCGAACGGGACGUGGUGGUCGCAGCCGUCAGCGGCGGAGCGACAGCCGAUAGUCUGCUGAGCAGCUUGGUGGCCGGAACCGCGGGCACGACAGGCGGCUGCUGCGGCCGGCCGCCCACCGAUUUGUGUAAGAAAAACAGUUACAUGGGCGCAGCGGGAUGCGACUCGUGCGACGCGUGCCUGGCCAAGAACGCCGCGGCAACCGCGACCGCUGACGUCCACUCGCCGAGCACCUGUACCGCCUCCACCACCGUCGGCGUGUCGUCGGCAUCACCACCGUCGUCGACCGCCUCGUCCACGACUUCAUCUGCGUCGUCUACGCCGUCGCAGCAACAGACCGCCGAGACGACGAUGGACAUCAGUUGGUGUCAGUUCGACGGAUGCGAAUUCGACACGGCCGACAACAGUUACCUGGACAUUUGCGAUUGGAUAUUCUACGCCGACCGGUACGCGCUCACCGACGAGAACCGCGAGAAAGUGCAAAAAGCGUUCCAGAUGGUACCCCCCGGCGAGGUGACCGGUUACGUGGCCGAAACCCCCAACCACAGUACGAGAGACAGCAACGCGGCCGCCGAGCGUUCGCCGGUCGGCACGUCGUUGGCGGCCGACGAAGACCCAGCCGUGGCCGCGGUAGCAGCCGCCGCCGCCGCUGCAGCGAUCGUCGGCGGUGUGACGGUCAAGUCCGAACCGGACGACGACUACUUGUGGACCAGCGACAACCACUUGCUACCGAUCAUACUCAAGGCGGAACCUAACGCCGACAUACUGCAGAUCACUGAACUGGACCACAGUUACCUGCAGACGCCCACCAGCCACGGCGGCUGCGGCUCGAACAAUUCGUCGACGGCCGUGUCGCCCGUCAAACUCCAUCCCAACCACUUGGUGGACAUGCUGGGACUCGUCACUCCGCCACCGUCCCGUUCGCAGUCUUCCGAAGAAGAAGAGAUCGAUGUUGUCAAUGACAGCUGGGACACACCGGACACGCCACGCAAAGGCGCCACCAUGGCGGACAUAAUGAAACGCGGCAUCGUUAAGAAGCGAGAACCACCCGUGACCAAAUGGAAGAACACGGUCAAACGAAAGCACAAGACUGCCGGACAAUCAGCCACCGCGGCCGCUGUAGCCGCUGCUUAUCCGAUGCCUCCUCCUCCGCCCAAGAAAAUGUGCGGUGGACUGUCGCUAUUGGACCGAUACAAAAAGGACACUAAUUGGAAGGGCGCUAUUGGCAUCAAGGAUGAACCCGUCAUCAAGGAAGAACCUUUGGAUGACGCUGGUUCGUCAGCCGACGAUGACCGCAGCGACGACGACGAGUACGACAACCGACAACGACACAGACGAAAACAGCGUCAACAACAGAAACAACAAAAUGCACUGACGCCGACCAUCAAGUCCGAACCUUUGGACGAGGACGAAGACCGCAGAGUCGAUGACGAUGACGAAGAAGACGACGAUUACGACAUGGACGCAGACUUCGAGUCGCUAAUGAAGAACGAACCGGAAGACAUGUUCGAUGACGAAUACGACGAUUACGAUGACGAUCACGACAUGGACUGGGACAAAGUGUUGCGCGGCACGUCCGCAUCGAGCGCCGGCCGCGGAAGCAAGUCUUCCGGUGGCUCAUCGUCGUGCAGCUCGUCGUCCACGGGCGGCGCGCGCAAGAAGAAGAAGAAGAAGAAAAAGAAAACUUCGGCGUCGUCCGCAUCGGCAAAAUCAUCGGCCAAGCUGCGCCACCAGCAGCAGCAGCAGUCUGGCAGCUCUGGAAAGAAGAUCAAGUACGAGAACGUGAGCGGCGGUUACAGCUACAAGACCAAGCUCAUGGACCCCGUCAAGCGGGCACUGCACAAUGACCUGGAGAAGUCGCGGCGCGUGGAGACCAGCAUGCUGUUCAUGAACCUCAGCAUGCAGGUGUCGUUCCUGGACGACAACCGGAAGAUACCGUCCAAGUUGAGCAUACUGCGGGGUGCCAAACGGGAAUGCGACCUCAUGAUGCUCGACGAGCGGCGGCUGCUGUCCGAGAAGCACGUCAUGCAGCAGAAGCAGCGUAUGCUCCGCGAGAGGCUUUUCGAGCUCAGGCGCGAGCACUACCACCGACGGUAUGGCAAACAGAAACAAACGUCGUCUCACCAUUCACACAACCAACAACAUCAUCAGCAGCAGCAAUAGUCAUCGCGGUGAGAGCGUAUCUUACAAUAAUAUUAUUAUUUUUAUAACAUCAUCUUCUCGUCCCCCCCCCCGCACACGAUACAAACGCACAUGUAUACACAAUGACGUACUCGUUCGUCUUGGGCGUCCUUUAAUUUCAUUAUUAAUAUUAUUACAUUUUUUAUUAUUAUUAUUAUUAUUAUUUCGAAGAACAAUUGCUCAAAUA
Messenger RNA from Melanaphis sacchari, 3108 nucleotides. RefSeq lists its product as uncharacterized. Gene Ontology annotation, molecular function: protein dimerization activity; RNA polymerase II cis-regulatory region sequence-specific DNA binding; DNA-binding transcription factor activity, RNA polymerase II-specific. The coding region runs from base 618 to 2903 and encodes 761 amino acids. Gene Ontology annotation, biological process: regulation of transcription by RNA polymerase II. The transcript is spliced from 3 exons. The record is from RefSeq and is a predicted model, not a curated record. Lineage: Eukaryota; Metazoa; Arthropoda; Insecta; Hemiptera; Aphididae.